Messenger RNA from Hydra vulgaris (swiftwater hydra), 1448 nucleotides. RefSeq names its product nuclear envelope integral membrane protein 1. The record is from RefSeq and is a predicted model, not a curated record. NCBI's taxonomy places the organism in Eukaryota, Metazoa, Cnidaria, Hydrozoa, Anthoathecata, Hydridae. Gene Ontology annotation, cellular component: nuclear envelope.
UUAUUGUUAUAUUUUCAUUUUAAACAAGAAAAAUGUUUAGAAAAGGGAUGAAUCCUGGUCAAGUUUUAUUUUUGUGCUAUCAAUUUCUUUUUUGUCAGUUUUUAAGUGCAGAAGCCCAUUUGCGAUUACUGGAGAGGGCUGGAGUAACAACUUUUUACGAGAGCGAUGAAUGGUUUAAAUAUCCCAAAAUAAAUGUUGGUUUGGUGAAUCUUUUUGCAUCUUCAUCAAUUAUCAUUGAGUCUAAAGAAAAAAUUUUUACUAUUGUAACAAAAAAUGAAACCGAGAAUGAAACAUGGUUUCUUACAUUGUUUAAAUCAAAAGGCUCAAAAAAACUUGUGCAAAAAAUAUCACCUUUUGAUGAUUUUAUAUUCAAGUUUCAAUUUGAGGGAGGCCAAAAUGAAGAAGCUAAAAUUGAAACAAGUUUUUAUGUAAUGGAUUCAAUGAAUAUUGGAUACUUCUUGUUUGGUUGUUUACUAUAUAAGUUUGCAAAAAAAUUAAGCAGAAGUACUAUUUUUCAUUACACAUCAGGAGCUACUGCAGGAGUUCUAUUAACUUGGUGUUUUGUAUUGUUUAUACUCUACAAAUUUAUGCCAAUGAAGAAAUACUUGACAGGUUUAAUUGUAACCAUUAGUGGUGCUGGAAUUUACUUCACACAGAAGAUUUUAGAUAAUGCAUUUUAUUUAAUUACAAAGUUUCCAUAUCAUGUUUUGACACUUAGUGCUGUGUCUGCAAUGAUAGCCCUCGCCAUCCUCUACUACUAUGGUCCACCCUCUAAUGAACGUGCACUGAACCUGCUACAAUGGUUUCUCCAACUAACUGCAGUGUAUCUUGUUUACCAGAGCAGUUACUGUAAAAAAGUCUCUAUUACAUUUGUAACAAUUUUGAUUGGUUCAAGUUUUGUGAAUUUAAAGUCUAUGCUGUGCAAAUGGUUUAGCAAAAUUUUGCCUCGAAAAUAUUGUUACCUACUGCACAGGAUUCCAAAACAUCGUUUUCUUACAUUAGAAGAAUAUGAAGCACAAGGAGUUUUAGAAACAAAAAAGUCUUUAAAGGAAUUGAGAAUGUUUUGUUCAAGUCCAUCAUGCAAUAGCUGGGAUUUUGUUGCUAAACUUAAAUAUCCUAAAAGGUUUGCUCGGUUUAUAAAAUCCGGAGAUCACAUAACUACAGAUGAAUUAGAGGCGUACGAUAACACCGAUGAAAUCGAUUAUGAAAGUGAUGAAAUAGAAUCUCAUAAUGUAAAUACAAAAAGUGACUGGAAUCGUUCUGCAAAUGAUUCCUGUUUAAAAGAUCCAAAGUUAUUUAAAGUAACUAAGUUAAAUACUUCAAGUUCUUUAAAAAAUUCUUAUAAAAGUAAUGUUCUAGAAGAUAGUGACGGUUCUAUUGAUGAUGAAAUCUCUUGGAUAAGCGAAAAAUCAGAUUUUUAAAUAAUUCAUAUUACCUAUUAUUUUAUU